Thalassophryne amazonica is the source of this 1568-nucleotide messenger RNA. RefSeq names its product bone morphogenetic protein receptor type-2-like. The transcript is spliced from 11 exons. Lineage: Eukaryota; Metazoa; Chordata; Actinopteri; Batrachoidiformes; Batrachoididae. Gene Ontology annotation, molecular function: ATP binding; transforming growth factor beta receptor activity. Gene Ontology annotation, biological process: BMP signaling pathway; cellular response to growth factor stimulus; protein phosphorylation. Gene Ontology annotation, cellular component: signaling receptor complex; plasma membrane. The coding region runs from base 111 to 1568 and encodes 485 amino acids. The record is from RefSeq and is a predicted model, not a curated record.
GUUUUGGAGCCUGAGAACUGCGCGGACACGCAGCUGCGUGGGGGAGUGAAACGUGGGAAAGACCUGAUAAUAAAGUCUGGGUUCAGCUUCAAAUCGGACUGACCGCCGUGAUGAUGAAGUCUCUGCUGGCUCUAAUCGGAUGCACCUUUAUGUUUAUUUCCAGCCAAUCUUUACACCCGAAGAGACGUUGUGUGUUCCAGGCAAAUCCAAAGCACAGUUAUAGAAAGGCUGGGAAUGUGACCGGCUCAGUGGAGCACUGUGAGCGCACACACUGCUGUGUGGGCUACUAUCUUCUCAUCAAUGGCCAGCCAGAGGUCAAACUUCAGGCUUGCAGUCCCAUUGAAACUUCUUGCCCAGAUGCAACCUGCAAGGCAAUAUUAAGCCUGAACAAUAAUGUCCUCAAGUGUAUGUGUAACAUAGAUCUCUGUAAUCACAACAUUACUUGGGAACCAGAGCUGGAACAACCUCAGGGUGCAGCUUCUCAUUCUAAAGAAUACUUGAAAGUUGCUGCAGUUGUGUUUGUCACCGGAGCCAUUUGCUUUGCACUAGUUGUAGCCAUAUGGAUCCACAUCAAAGAGACAAAGGAGAAUCAGCCAAAGUCCGUUCAGGACGACUCUCUGACACCGCCAAAAACCUCUGAGAUUGAGUGCGCAGCUGUUGCUCUCCAGCAGAUCGUGGGCUGUGGCCAUUUUGCCACUGUUUGGCAGGGAAAGUACCAGGGAUCAGUGGUGGCUGUGAAAGUGUUCCCAGUCGGGUGUAAACAGAACUUCAUUUUGGAGAAAGAGGUGUACGAGCUGCCACUGAUGAAGCAUACUGGGAUUGUCCACUUCCUGGGCAGUGGGAGGAAAGUGGAUAGUGGUGAUUGCUUCUUGGUCCUGGAAUUAGCUGAAUAUGGUUCCCUUCACUCCUUUUUGUGUAAUCAUGCGAGCAACUGGAUGCUGUCACUGAAGUUGUGCCAGUCCUUAUCGCAGGGACUUUCCUAUCUCCAUACUGACCUUCUCAGAAAUGGUGCACACAAACCUCCUGUGGCCCACAGAGACCUGAGCAGCUCCAACGUGCUUGUUAAAGCAGACAGUACUUGUGUCCUGAGUGACUUUGGAUGCUCCUCUGUCCUCUCUUCAUAUAGAGAUCGUCCCCGCUGGCAGAGCAAUACCACAGUCCGGCAGCUUGGCACACUGCACUACAUGGCCCCUGAGAUCCUGGAAGGAGCUAUAAACCUAAGCUGUGACGGUUCUCUGCUGCAGGCGGAUGUCUACUCUUUGGGGUUGCUACUAUGGGAGAUUGUCACACGAUGCUCUGAUCUAUUUGAAGGUGAUGUUCCUGAGCAUCGCUUGCCUUAUGAGUUUGAACUGGGAGCCAAACUCAAGUUUGAGACACUUCUUGUCUACGUGGCUCACUUGGAAAACAGACCCUCAAUACCUGAGCACUGGGAACACAUACCGUUGGGCUGUACCCUGCAGAAGCUUGUGACAGGUUGUUGGGACCAAGAACCAGAUGCCCGGUUUACAGCGCAAUAUGUUUUGAACAAAUUACUUUCUCUUCCGGCUGAUUCUUCUCAGUCCUUUUGA